UUUAAAGAGACAGGCGCUACAACCGUCGUGGCGGCGCGCGGCCUGUGGUCGCCCGGUGCGAGGCCUGCGGUGUGCGCCGGAGCGGGGAAGCUGUAUGACUUUGGCUUUCAAGAUCUUCCUCCCAACCCUCCGCGCACUCGGGCGAAAAGAACUGUGCCUCUUCAGAGAACAUCAUCUCUGGCCUGACAGGAGACAGUUCGGCCAUUGGUCAGAAACAGAGCUGCUUCAUGGGCACGGACUCCUCCAGAGAAGAAAGCCUGUUCUGUCAUCCCAGAAAGGCAGUCUAAGACCACGUGCCACCUGCCUUGUUUUCUUGCCAGGGUCGCAUGUGGGACUCUGCAGUGGCCCCUGUGAGAUGGCCGAGCAACGGUUCUGUGUGGACUAUGCCAAGCGUGGCACGGCCGGCUGCAAAAAGUGCAAAGAAAAGAUUGUGAAGGGCGUAUGCCGGAUCGGCAAAGUGGUGCCCAACCCCUUCUCGGAGUCCGGGGGCGAUAUGAAAGAGUGGUAUCACAUUAAAUGCAUGUUUGAGAAACUGGAGCGGGCCCGGGCCACCACGAAAAAAAUUGAGGACCUCACCGAGCUGGAAGGCUGGGAGGAGCUGGAAGAUAAUGAGAAGGAACAGAUAAGCCAGCACAUUGCAGAUUUGUCUUCUAAGGCAACAAGCACACCAAAGAAGAAAGCUGUUGUCCAGGCUAAGCUGACAGCCACCGGCCAGGUGACCUCUCCAGUGAAAGGUGCCUCAUUGGUCACCAAUACCAAUCCCCGGAAAUUUUCUGGUUUUUCAGCCAAGCCCAACAACUCUGGGGAAGCCCGCUCAAGCCCUACCCCUAAGGCAAGCCUGUCCUCAAGCAGAUGUGACCCCAAGCACAAGGAUUGUCUGCUGCGUGAGUUUCGGAAGUUGUGUGCCAUGGUGGCUGAAAAUCCUAGCUACAACACAAAGACCCAGAUCAUCCAGGACUUCCUUCGGAAAGGUUCAGCAGGAGAUGGUUUCCACGGUGACGUGUACCUAACAGUGAAGCUGCUGCUGCCGGGUGUUAUUAAGAGUGUUUACAACUUGAACGAUAAGCAGAUUGUGAAGCUUUUCAGCCGCAUUUUUAACUGCAACCCAGAUGAUAUGGCACGAGACCUGGAGCAGGGUGACGUGUCAGAGACAAUCAGAGUCUUCUUUGAGCAGAGCAAGUCUUUCCCUCCAGCUGCCAAGAGCCUCCUUACCAUCCAAGAGGUAGAUGAAUUCCUCCUUCAGCUCUCCAAGCUCACCAAGGAGGAUGAGCAGCAACAGGCCCUGCAGGACAUCGCAUCCAGGUGUACAGCCAAUGACCUUAAAUGCAUCAUCAGAUUGAUCAAACAUGAUCUGAAGAUGAACUCAGGCGCAAAACAUGUGUUAGAUGCCCUUGACCCCAAUGCCUAUGAAGCCUUCAAAGCCUCACGCAACCUGCAGGAUGUGGUGGAGCGAGUCCUCCACAAUGAGCAGGAGGUGGAAAAGGAGCCAGGCCGGAGACGAGCUCUGAGUGUCCAGGCUUCACUGAUGACGCCAGUGCAGCCCAUGCUGGCUGAGGCCUGCAAGUCCAUCGAGCAUGCGAUGAAGAAGUGUCCUAACGGCAUGUUCUCUGAGAUCAAGUACGAUGGGGAGCGAGUCCAAGUGCAUAAGAAUGGGGACCACUUCAGCUACUUCAGCCGCAGCCUCAAGCCUGUCCUGCCUCACAAGGUGGCCCACUUUAAGGACUAUAUCCCCCAGGCUUUUCCUGGGGGCCACAGCAUGAUCUUGGACUCUGAGGUGCUCCUGAUUGACACUAAGACAGGGAAACCGCUGCCCUUUGGGACUCUUGGGGUGCACAAGAAAGCUGCCUUCCAGGAUGCGAACGUCUGCCUGUUUGUGUUUGAUUGUAUCUACUUCAAUGAUGUCAGCUUGAUGGACAGGCCUCUGUGUGAGCGGCGGAAGUUUCUUCACGAUAACAUGGUUGAAAUUCCCAACCGGAUCAUGUUCUCAGAAAUGAAGCAAGUCACUAAAGCUUCAGACUUGGCCGACAUGAUAAACCGGGUCAUCCGAGAGGGGUUGGAAGGACUGGUGCUGAAGGACGUGAAGGGUACCUAUGAGCCUGGAAAGCGACACUGGCUGAAAGUAAAGAAAGACUAUUUGAACGAGGGGGCCAUGGCUGACACAGCUGACCUGGUGGUCCUUGGGGCCUUCUAUGGGCAAGGGAGCAAAGGUGGCAUGAUGUCCAUCUUCCUUAUGGGCUGCUAUGACCCAGGCAGCCAGAAGUGGUGCACGGUCACCAAGUGUUCAGGAGGACACGAUGAUGCGACGCUUGCCCGCCUACAAAAGGAACUGGACAUGGUGAAGAUCAGCAAGGAUCCUAGCAAGAUACCCAGCUGGCUGAAAAUCAACAAGAUCUACUAUCCUGACUUCAUAGUCCCAGACCCAAAGAAAGCUGCCGUGUGGGAGAUCACAGGGGCUGAGUUCUCCAAAUCUGAGGCUCACACGGCCGAUGGGAUCUCCAUCCGAUUCCCUCGUUGCACCCGGAUCCGUGAUGAUAAGGACUGGAAAUCUGCUACUAACCUCCCCCAACUCAAGGAACUGUACCAGCUGUCCAAGGAGAGGGCAGACUUCACUGUGGCGACCGGAGAUGAGGGGAGCUCCACUACUGGGGGCAGCAGCGGAGAGAAUGAGGGUACCCCGGGGCCUGCUGCGUCUCGUGAGGCCUCCAGGGCCGCCCCGAAGCAGCCCUCCACCAGUGCCAAGAAGGCAGGAGGGAGGCGGAGCAGCCCCUCCAGCCGAGGCGGCAACAAGCCAACAGCGAAGCCUCCCCCCAUGAGAGUGGGAGAGAAGCGGAAGGCUCCGGACGAGCCCCCGUGCCGUGCAAAGGUGCUGCUGGACAUCUUCACUGGGGUACGGCUUUACCUGCCACCCUCCACUCCAGACUUCAGCCGUCUCAGACGCUACUUUGUGGCAUUCGAUGGGGACCUGGUGCAGGAAUUUGACAUGGCCUCAGCCACACAUGUGCUGGGGAGCAGGGACAAGAACCCUGAGGCUCAGCAGGUCUCCCCUGAGUGGAUCUGGGCGUGUAUCCGGAAACGGAGGCUGGUAGCUCCCUGCUAGGACUGCAGCCCUCCCUCUCCUUUGGCUGCACUCUUCCCUGCCACGCCACAGGGCUGUGCUCUUGCUGGGCAGGCGGGCGGCUGCAAGAACCAGGGGAGGCAGGUGGCAUUUCUUCUCUAAGCAGUGUGUCUUCCAGAACCCGCCAGCCGUGCUUGGUCUCUUCCUGACCAGGAUGGCGCCCCCCAGGGGAAUCACUUCCUCCUGCUGGUUUACAUAGAUCUUUCAGAUCUGGGUGCUGGUUUGGUUGUCCUUCUGUUUUCUUUUAAAAGCCUUUUUUUUUCCCCCUAUAAAUAAAAUAUCUUGCGGUUAUCCCUGGCCUUCCCCCACUAGCCCCUGUAACUUCCCUAGCGAUUAAGGAGUGGAGCAAACGUUGGGCUGUUGAAGGCUGCCCACAAAGCCACCUGCCCCUUUUACUUGCAGGCUCAUUUUAAAGUUCUAUUUAAAAAUCGCCUUCAGAAACGCUUCUUAUUAUUUGGCAAACCUUGUAUUCAACUUGGCCCUUUUUGCCAGGAAUGAAUCUUUAUUUGAAAGAAAACAAAAUGAAUUUUAUGACUUAAUUCUCUGUGUUCUCCUCUUCCAGGGUGUGGGUCCGGUUUGAAGGGAGGGAACCAGGAUCAGGUAGGAAAACGGGGCCUUUUCUACAGAAGCGAGGUUGUGUGAGCUAUUCCUCUGGGGAACACGGCUCCAGGAAGAUCUGCCUCCCCCAAAUCCCGAAGCAAGACCAGUUUUGAAGGUCAGAAACCAACCUGAGGACAAAACCUACCCAGCGUCCUUGCCAAGAAAGGCUCCUGUGCCAUCAGGGCUGGUUUCUUUGAAUAAAACGAAAACAAUUUAGUGUA
Molecule: messenger RNA, 3936 nt
Organism: Hyaena hyaena (striped hyena)
Lineage: Eukaryota; Metazoa; Chordata; Mammalia; Carnivora; Hyaenidae
Gene: LIG3
Product: DNA ligase 3
Exons: 20
Coding region: 95-3097 (1000 amino acids)
Biological process (GO): mitochondrial DNA repair; lagging strand elongation; double-strand break repair via alternative nonhomologous end joining
Cellular component (GO): DNA ligase III-XRCC1 complex
Molecular function (GO): DNA ligase (ATP) activity; ATP binding; DNA binding
Source: RefSeq, a predicted model, not a curated record